This is a messenger RNA of Danio aesculapii, 1368 nucleotides long. RefSeq names its product copper chaperone for superoxide dismutase-like. Gene Ontology annotation, biological process: removal of superoxide radicals. The record is from RefSeq and is a predicted model, not a curated record. Gene Ontology annotation, molecular function: copper ion binding. The coding region runs from base 44 to 847 and encodes 267 amino acids. The transcript is spliced from 8 exons. NCBI's taxonomy places the organism in Eukaryota, Metazoa, Chordata, Actinopteri, Cypriniformes, Danionidae.
CGCGUGACUUCCGCGUACGUCACUGUCAACCUGCGAACUGAAGAUGGACACAAACAGAACAGCGAAGCUUGAGUUUGCUGUGCAGAUGUCAUGUGACAGCUGUGUUAAUGCAGUAAAGGCCGUCCUGGAGAAAGAUCCAGGAGUGCAGUCAGUGCAGGUAAACCUGUCUAAAGAGGAAGUUUUGGUGGAAACGGCUCUGACUUCUCUUCAGGUCCAGACUCUGAUCGAGAGCACCGGCAGACGAGCCGUGCUGAAGGGAAUUGGAGGAUCAGACUCUGAUCUGGGUGCUGCCGUGGCGAUGCUGAAUGGGGCGGGGCUUGUCCAGGGUGUGGUCAGAUUCUUGCAGCUGUCACAUGACCGCUGUUUGAUUGACGGGACGAUCGACGGACUCAGUCCUGGUGCUCACGGUCUGCAUGUGCAUGAACUGGGGGACCUCACACAGGACUGCAGGAGCUGUGGAGAUCAUUUUAAUCCAUUCAGGAAGCAGCAUGGAGCUCCACAGGACUCUGACAGGCAUGUUGGUGAUCUGGGAAACAUCAGCGCUGGUCCAGAUGGCAGAGCUUCAUUCAGACUGGAGGACUCUCAGAUCAAGGUGUGGGAUGUGAUCGGCCGCUCUCUGGUAGUGGAUUCAGGAGAGGAUGAUCUGGGUCGAGGGAAUCACCCGCUGUCCAAAACCACCGGAAACUCCGGAGAAAGACUGGCAUGUGGGAUCAUCGCUCGCUCCGCCGGACUUUUCCAGAACCCCAAGCAGAUCUGUGCCUGUGACGGAGUGACGCUGUGGGAGGAGAGAGACCGUCCUAUCGCCGGCAGAGGACGGAGAGUAGAAACACACACCUCUCAUCUGUGACCACCGCACACGCACACACACGACCGGAAGGAGAUUAUUCAUGACCAAUGAGAGCCUGAGCCAGUGUCUGAGGUGUGCACGCCACCGAUAUACACACACACACACACACACACACACACACACACACAGCACCACAUGCUAAUUAUCCUAUAUCUAGAUCUCUAUCAAACACCACAGUGAUUGUGUUGUAUUUUAGUCUGUUUGUUGGUUCGUCCUGCCGCUGAAUCACAGUUUCAAUGUAGGAAACGGAAAAUAAUUAUUCAUUUAUAUGUCAGCUGAUGCAUGUUUGUCAUUUGAUAACAUUAUUGAUUUGAAAUAUCGCUCGCUUUACAAUGAGGGUCUAUUAGUUAACAUGAACUAUAGAUGAACAAUGCUUGAUAUCAUUUAUUAAUCGUGGUUCAACCAGGGGCGUAGCGGGCAUUUUAAAAGUGGGGGGGACGGCUGUAUGAGCUCAUAUAUUUAUAUAAUUAUUAAAAACCUGUUUCUAAAUAUUCUGUCUCUAAAAGUGAGGGGGACAGAUC